Molecule: messenger RNA, 3389 nt
Organism: Gavialis gangeticus (Gharial)
Lineage: Eukaryota; Metazoa; Chordata; Crocodylia; Gavialidae
Gene: ACE2
Product: angiotensin I converting enzyme 2
Exons: 18
Coding region: 106-2517 (803 amino acids)
Biological process (GO): proteolysis
Cellular component (GO): plasma membrane
Molecular function (GO): metallopeptidase activity; peptidyl-dipeptidase activity
Source: RefSeq, a predicted model, not a curated record
CCCUUUUAAGUGGUGCAAAUCUAUGCAUAAAGGUGGAUGGGAUAGAAGUCAAUUAAGACAGUUGCUUCAGGUAACCAGUUGGAGAUUCUUGGCUCAGGAGGAACUAUGUUGGUCUACAUUUGCCUUUUUUGUGGUCUGUUUGCAGUUGCUAUGCCACAGAAUGUGACAACCUUUUUGAAUCAAUUCAAUCAGGAUGCAGAAGGCCUGUAUUAUGAAAGUUCACUUGCCUCGUGGGCCUACAACACCAAUAUUACAGAAGAGAAUGCCAAGAAAAUGAAUGAAGCAGAUGCCAGAUGGUCUGAGUUUUACAAUAAAGCAUCUAACAAUGCCAGUAGGUACACAAUAAAUGAGACUAUGGAUCCUCUUAUCAGACUCCAACUUCAGUCUCUUCAAGACAAAGGAUCAUCAGCAUUACCAGGAGCAAAAUACCAAAGGCUGAACUCUAUUUUAAGUAAGAUGAGCACCCUCUACAGUACUGGGACUGUCUGUAAACCUGGAGAUCCUUUUAACUGUUUACUGCUAGAGCCAGGUUUGGAUGUCAUUAUGGCUAGUGGGACUGAUUAUUCAGAGAAACUCUGGGCUUGGCAAGGUUGGAGAGCAGACGUUGGCAAGAAGAUGAGGCCACUGUAUGAAGAAUAUGUUGAGCUGAAAAAUGAAGCUGCAAGAAGUAAUAAUUAUAAUGACUAUGGAGAUUACUGGAGAGGAAAUUAUGAAACAGAUUUUCCUCCAGAAUAUAGAUUCAGUCGUAACCAGCUCAUUGAUGAUGUAGAACGGACAUUUGAGCAGAUAAAACCUUUAUAUCAACAACUGCAUGCUUACGUAAGGUAUAAGUUGGAACAGGUCUAUGGCUCAGAUCGCAUCAGCAAAACUGGAUGUCUGCCUGCCCAUUUACUUGGUGACAUGUGGGGGAGAUUCUGGACAAAUUUGUAUCCCUUGACAGUUCCCUAUCCAGACAAACCAAACAUUGAUGUAACUCGUACAAUGGUCGAAAAGAACUGGGAUGCUUCAAAAAUAUUUAAAGCAGCUGAGAACUUUUUUGUUUCCAUUGGCCUCCCUCCAAUGACUCCAGGUUUCUGGAACAACUCUAUGCUUACUGAGCCUAAUGACAGAAAGGUGGUUUGCCAUCCUACAGCUUGGGAUAUGGGAAAUAAGGAUUACAGGAUCAAGAUGUGCACCAAAGUGACUAUGGAUGACUUCCUGACAGCACAUCAUGAGAUGGGGCAUAUCGUAUAUGACAUGGCAUACUCCAACCUUACUUUCCUCCUAAGAAGUGGUGCUAAUGAAGGAUUCCAUGAAGCAGUAGGAGAGAUCAUGUCACUUUCUGCAGCUACUCCAGAGCAUUUGAAAUCUAUUGGCCUUCUAGAACCUACUUUUCAGGAAGACAAUGAUACUGACAUCAACUUCCUACUCAAACAAGCCCUCACAAUUGUUGGAACAAUGCCUUUUACUUACAUGCUAGAGAAGUGGAGAUGGAUGGUAUUUCGUGGUGACAUUCCAAAAGAGGAGUGGAUGAAGAAGUGGUGGGACAUGAAAAAAGAAAUAGUUGGUGUGGUUGAACCAGUGCCUCAUGAUGAAACAUACUGUGACCCUGCAGCCCUGUUCCAUGUGGCCAAUGAUUACUCUUUCAUAAGAUAUUACACAAGGACCAUUUAUCAGUUCCAGUUUCAGGAGGCACUCUGCAAAGCUGCUAAACAUACAGGUCCUCUUUAUAAAUGUGACAUUACCAAUUCCACGGCAGCUGGUGACAAAUUGCGGAGCAUGCUUUCCUUGGGGAGAUCACAACCAUGGACCCAGGCAUUAGAAGAUGUGACGGGAGAAAAGACAAUGAAUGCAACACCCUUGCUCCACUACUUUGGGCCCUUAUAUCAGUGGCUGCAAAAGAAUAACGCCAAUAGGCGCAUUGGCUGGGAUACAACCUGGACACCAUAUGCUGCCAAUUCAAUCAAAGUACGGAUCAGUCUGAAAUCAGCACUCAGAGACAAGGCAUACAUAUGGGAUGAAAGUGAGCUUUUUUUGUUCAAGUCAUCGAUUGCCUAUGCCAUGAGAAAGUAUUUCUUAGAGGUCAAGAACGAGACAGUUGACUUCCAGAGCGGAGAUAUCUACGUAGAUUCUGUGACACAAAGAAUCUCCUUCUCUUUCUUUGUCAGCAUGCCUGGACAUAUCAGUAAUGUUGUUUCCAAGUCUGAUGUGGAACAAGCUAUCAGAAUGUCUCGUGGAAGAAUCAGUGAGGCUUUCAAACUGGAUGACAACACACUUGAGUUUGAGGGUAUUCUUCCAACACUGACCCCACCAUAUGAACCACCUGUCACCAUAUGGCUAAUAGUGUUUGGAGUAGUCAUAGGCGUUGUAGUAGUUGGAAUCGUUGUCUUGAUUUUCACUGGGCAGAGAGACAAAAAAAAGAAAAAGAAAGAAAAGGCAAAUGAACUGGUAAAAUGUGACCUGAGCCAUCUUUCUUCUGUUAAUGGAGAAAACAAUGCUGGGUUUGAACCAAGUGAAGAUAGACAAACAUCAUUUUAGAAGAUAAUGUGGAUUUUCUAUUUAAGUUUUUAUUUUCAUAUUGGUUUUGACAACACUUCAUGGGAGAGGCCAAAAUAAUACAGAUGUCAUUAAGCAUUAUAAGGCCUGAUAUUUUCAAGAAACUACCCAUACACAGUCUAAGGCAACUAAAUGACUUGUUUGCCAUUUAAGGAUUAAAUAUAUGCUGCACGGAAAUGCAACAUGUAUGUACUUUUUUGCCUCUGUCUGAAUAUUAUUGCAUUACUACUUAUCCAUCAGCUAGCUAUAUUCAGUUUCUUGUUGCUUCUUUUAUAUGUCUAUAUUCCCAAGGGUUUAUAAGUUAGCUGCCUGUGGAUCAAGAACAGAUGUGUAUAAGUAGUAGUUAAUUAUUUUAUAAGACACUGGUACUAUCCAACAGAAAGAAGGAAAAUAAGAAUCUAGCAUGAUGAUCAGCUGGAAAAACACUCUAGUAGUAAGCAGGCAAAUACUUGCAUUUGAAAUAAAAUGACUCUACCUUUUCCCUGGGAAUUAAUGUUAAAUCUGAGGAGAAAUGUAAAGACACACAGGAAAUUAAAAGAAGACAUGACAUGGUAUUAUAACUUGCCCAACUGGCUGGCACAGUAAGUAUGGUAUGGAGACCAAAUAACCAAUAUUCCCUGGAAUCUUUCUUUGGGUUAUGCUGAAAAUGAAACCAACUGUAUGUUUGUGUUUGGGAAUAAACUGGCAAUAAUUUAAUGUUUCAUUACAAAUAUGUAAGAAUUUGCUUCCUUUGUUGGACACAUCAGAAUCUUAUAUGAGUGUUUUAGUUGUAUGGUUAUGAUCUGCAGAUUGACAUUACUUUAUUUCUUUUAUAUAAUAGCUUAUAUUGUUGCAUUAAACUUUCCAUUGGGAUA